UCGGACUCGCGCUAUCUUGUUUCGCACAUCUCAGUGGUUUAAAAGCCCACAGAGAGGUUGGUCAAUAGCUCGUCCAGACCUACGUUAUCACCUCUGCAAGCUGUUGUCAACUAAUAACCCUGUGUUGCCUCCCUUUCCAUCAACCCAACUUCAGCUCGGUCACUCAUUCCAAUGUCGUCUCCAGUGAUGCAAAUCGACGGCAUCUCCGUCCAUCUCCUCCUCUUAUCGCUCCCUCUUUGCGUCGCAGCAUACCUCUUGUAUACCUUCCUCUUUCGUUCCCAGCGCCCCGAUGUCCAGCGAUUGAGCAACGAGCUGCUCUCCCUCUGGCUCACUUGGGAUGGCUGCAUACACGGACUAUUCAUAGCCCUCGCCACUAUCAGUCCUCCAACUGCCGCCACGACUUCACGCAUUGCGAUUAUUUGGCAGCAGUUCACCCUACCCCUACCAUCAGGAAAGUUCCAGCCUGCGGACGUGAUCGCCCAGAUGGCAGUGCUAUUCGUCAUGCCCAUAGGGAUCUCUGCAGUGAUGCGUUGGCACAGGGAGGGAAAGAGAUGGAGGGAGGGGGAGAUGGUUGUCGCUGCUAUGGAGAUCUAUGCUACCAUUCUUGGGUUUAUCAGGUUCCGACCUGAGAGGUUGAGGGACAUGUCCCCAGAGCGGAGGGAGGCAGCCUUGACAACCUGGGCCGCGUUCUUCUUCUUGAACAUCUUGUGGGUCGUUAUUCCCGCCGUGCUGUUGUGGUGGAACUUCCGGGUGCUGUCCAUUGAGUCAAACGAGCCGCAAGAGCAGCACGCGUACGAAAAGGCAGAGCAUGACCAGAAUACCAUCUCGAUGGAGGCAGAGUUUGAGGAGCAGUAGUCGUGAAUUGGGUAUAUGGAGUCCAUAACUUCGGUCUUUGUACAGUAUUUUCAUCAUUAGUCCUUGAUCGUCAUAAAUGCAGAAUUACAAUAUCGG
This is a messenger RNA of Dacryopinax primogenitus, 951 nucleotides long. RefSeq lists its product as uncharacterized. The transcript has 4 exons. NCBI's taxonomy places the organism in Eukaryota, Fungi, Basidiomycota, Dacrymycetes, Dacrymycetales, Dacrymycetaceae. The record is from RefSeq and is a predicted model, not a curated record. The coding region runs from base 187 to 855 and encodes 222 amino acids.